AUGGAAGGGGAUUUAAAGUUUGACUUUGAUGUUGACUUGAAUGACGCCAGUUUUAUCAAAUUUUGGGAUUCGAAAGCGGGAGUUGCACUGGAAGGUUCAAAUGCUGUAAAUGCUGAUAUCAUUCCAUCAUCAGCUGUCAUUGCUGGAUUAGUGUACAACUCCAUGAGGGAUCUCCUUGCUUCUUCCAGAGGCUCUUCACCUAUCAGAGAGGGAGCUAGCUUAAGCUUCUCAGCAGUGAAAUCACUAGUAUUACGUGAAAAGGAAGAUAAGAUAGCAAGUGAGUUUGGUGCUGAUGAGAGAGUUCUUUCUGUAAUCAAUUCACUGCUAAAUUCAGGGAGGUCUAGCUCUAGUUUGGUAGAAGAUGCGAAUACUACAUCAUUAAUUAAGGAUAUUCAUGGUGCUCCUGUUGAAUCUUUUGUUGUUAAGCUCGCUGAAGCCAUUGGAUGUCUAAAAAUCCUGCAGAAAAUGGCAUCAUUUUGGUGCAUAAUUGUUACUGAAGCAAGUGGAUUCCAAGGAAUUUAA
Messenger RNA from Fraxinus pennsylvanica, 522 nucleotides. NCBI's taxonomy places the organism in Eukaryota, Viridiplantae, Streptophyta, Magnoliopsida, Lamiales, Oleaceae. The record is from the annotation of a GenBank genome assembly.